AUGGACUACCAAGCAGACCCGUCCAGCUCGACGGCGCCGACCAACGUCUCGCUCGGCCUGCGUGGCCACCGUCUCUCGCUCGAGCGUGAGGCGUUGAUGGAGUUGCCCGAGAGCGUGCUGCUGUGUCUGUUUCCCAACGGCGUCGUGCUCUCGGCACAGCGACAACCUCGACUCGAUGGCACCCAGGACGUUGACGAUGGCGAGGACGUCUACUUUGUCGAUGUGAGUCUUGGCUUCUUGAGCCUGGAGCAGCUCCGCCAGCUGCCUCUCAAGCUCCCUAGUGGCCCUCGCGUAUGACCUCGCGUAUGACCUCGUCCGCCGUCAUCGACACCGUAGAGGCUCAUCCGACUACUCGAGCUUGAGCAUCAUCGUCCUCGCUUGGGGCUCGCUUCUCCCGGGAUGGUGUACUCUGCGGGUGAUGGUGCUGUAUCUCCUCCUCGGCUGCCACCCUGUCAGCUUCGUCGAAUGGGCCGGCGCUCACGUGGUUGGCCAACGGCAAACCACAAAGACCCAGCUCGUUCGCCCGCCCCUGUUCCAUGACUCUCUACCCGGCAUGACAGGAUAGUGACCGUCCCGGAACAUCAUCCUUGGUAUUCCCAGUUUGACGCGAAAUGCCUCGAGUUUGUGCUCAAUUUCUUUGCCACCGCACGCGACGCCUUCUACGGACCGCCGCAAGGGCCACGACGGAACUUGUCCGAAUCCGCCCAGGCUGCCGCCAACAACAUACCUAACCCGCUCUUUCUCAAACAAGCCAUUAUCGUACUGCGCGAGGAACUCGAGUACUUUGUGAUCCCACCCAAGGGCAAGUUCAACGCCGCAGCCGACAGCUUCAUCGACGAGAAGCACCCACCGACAACAACAGCUGACGAGGUCGCGGGGACGGACGAGGCGGGCAAACCCAACAAGACCCUAUUGCAGCUCAAGAUGGACUGCGGUAAAGCCUUGCUGGAACGCAAGAGCAUCUUUACGGCCCUGCAGCGCAACGUCAACCGCGAGAACAACGUCGCCGAGCAGCAUCUCAUCGACAUGCUCUGCAUGAGGUGAGUCCAGUCGACCUCAUCUCUGCUCCUUGACCAAGGAUGUGAAGUUUCCUCAGUGCGUAUCACUUAUGCUUUAAACCACAUCGACCCUGCUUCCUUUCGUGUAGCGGCUUCGAACGGGACGACGCGUGGGGCUACCGCUCGCUCGAACCGAAUCGGUGCUGCAUUGCGUCAAUCGCCUUGGUCCUCCUCAAGACGGGCAUCACCCACCCACCCAUCACACUGCCCGAGGGAGAGACGGUCAGACCGUCGGUCGACGUCAAUGCGCAACAACUUGCGACGGCGCAAAAGCUGCUGCUGUUUUGGAGGAAACCCGCAGUGAGUCUUCGGCCCUAUCCAGAGCUGUCCAGCUUCAUGUCCGACACUGACUCGGUCGAGCCAUCUCGAAACAGCGUAAAUGCUGGUGGGACGCGACCGAGUUGACAUUGGACGAGGGGACGGACCAAGCACGGCAGAUCAAGGUCUGGGCUCGGCGGGUGUGGACUUUGGAACUCAGUCUCAUCUGA
Molecule: messenger RNA, 1546 nt
Organism: Microbotryum saponariae
Lineage: Eukaryota; Fungi; Basidiomycota; Microbotryomycetes; Microbotryales; Microbotryaceae
Source: the annotation of a GenBank genome assembly